AUGGCUUCAAACGAGAGUAUCCUCGUCAAGGAAGACUAUACGAAUAGUUUCCUUCCACAUGAACUUCGAUUUUGGAUCAUACUUUCGUUUAAUACCCUUUCGCUAGUCUGUUCUCUUUUUCAACUCUAUCAUCUGUGUACAAAACGUGCUCUUCGCACGGCAUUAAAUAAUCAUUCGAUUAUUGCUCUUCUUUGUACUGGAUUGAGUAGUCAACUAAUUGAUAUUCCAUUCUAUGUCGUUUACAUUCGUCUCGGUUACGUAUGGCCUUCAACACCAUUUUUCUGUCGUUUUUGGUGGUAUGUGGACAUGGAAGCCUUGGAAGUCACUGUGUUUCUCGUGUUGUGGACAUCGCUCGAACGACAUAUGCUCAUCUUUCAUGAUAGAUGGUUCGUAACUGCAAAGAAACGUUGGCUUCUCCAUUAUCUACCAUUGAUCUUUUUCAUUGCCUAUCCAUUGUUAUUUUAUCUGAUCAUUCUUCUUUUCGUAACGUGUGAUUAUCCAGCUUCGUAUGAUUAUACACAACCAUGGUGUUACUAUUCACCUAUCUGUUACAAUGACAUCAUUCUUGUUCGAUAUGAUAUCUUAGCCAAUUGGACAGUGUGUGCGACGUUAAAGCUUCUAUCGGAUGUUGCAUUGAUCGGUCGAUUCAUUUGGCAUCGUCGUAUUCGUCUUCAUCAGCCUGUUCAAUGGCGAAAACAUCGAAAAAUGUUUCUCCAACUCAUGUCAAUUUCCAUGCUUACAUCAAGUUUCUCGAUGCCACUUCUGAUCUUUUAUUUGCUCGUAAAUUUUGCUAAUCUAUCAACCAAUAUAAAUCCAAAUCUGGAAUUGAGUCUGCUCUAUUUACUUUUAUGUUCAAUUCUAUGCUUACCAUUUGUUAUGCUUCUUUCAUUUCCGAAAAAAUAUUGGCUAGAUAAAUGGAAAACGUUGUUAUGUGAACGACGACGACCACCAUCACGACAGAUUGCACCUGCUCGAAUCUUUCCGCCAUCUUGA
Molecule: messenger RNA, 993 nt
Organism: Adineta ricciae
Lineage: Eukaryota; Metazoa; Rotifera; Eurotatoria; Adinetida; Adinetidae
Source: the annotation of a GenBank genome assembly